Messenger RNA from Asterias rubens (European starfish), 2932 nucleotides. Its product is annotated as bifunctional polynucleotide phosphatase/kinase-like. The record is from RefSeq and is a predicted model, not a curated record. Gene Ontology annotation, cellular component: nucleus. Bases 84 to 2405 code for a protein of 773 amino acids. Lineage: Eukaryota; Metazoa; Echinodermata; Asteroidea; Forcipulatida; Asteriidae. The transcript is spliced from 17 exons. Gene Ontology annotation, molecular function: polynucleotide 3'-phosphatase activity; protein binding; ATP-dependent polydeoxyribonucleotide 5'-hydroxyl-kinase activity. Gene Ontology annotation, biological process: DNA repair.
AUUUUCACGUAGUGGGUCACUUAAUGUGAAAUGUGAACCAUGAAUGGUUUGAUUUUCGCAAUUGAAAUAAAGAAAUGUGAAGAAUGGACAGGACCAGCAAGAAAGUGUGCCACUUGAAAUGUACAGAUGCAGGGGCCACACAUCAACCUGUUGUAUUGACCAAUCAGGAAGCAGUGAUCCUUGGGCGAUGUCCAAUCACAGGGAUUUCAGACAAGAAACUCUCACUCCAACAAGUGGAAGUGAUGGCAAAUGUUGAGGAGUGGGUUUUACAUCUAAAACAGCUUAGUUCGAGUCCAUCUGUAGUCGCUGGCAAGCCCCUGCAAAAGGGCGAAGAAGUGGUACUUGCGCAAGGAGACAGUUUCCAGCUGAUGGGCAAAAAGUACGGGUACCAGGUCUCGUUCCCAGACUCCCCUCUUACAGAUUUAGCGGCUGAAGCUGCAUCGGGUGGAUGUGGAGCCACUCUAAAUGAGAGAUCCAAUGGCAAGCAGUCCAAGCGGAGAAUUACAGAUUUUCUUCAGAGAGCGACAAACAAAAGACCGCUAUCGGGAGAUGACCAGGACGAUGAAAUGACCAGCUCUGCUAAAAAGCUUAAAGUUGAUCAUCCCCAAAAGGUAACAACAAAGAGAGAAAAACACACAGGAGUCAGUGACAGUGAAGAUGAUGAAGAUGUGUCAACACCCAAAGGUAAAACAACGGCCGUCUCAACUAAAAGUGUCUUGAAGAAAAGAACGUAUCAGGAGGCAAUGAGUGACAGUGACGGGGAGGAACAUACUCGCAAAACUACAAGUGAAACCUCCGUCGCCAAUUCUACCAUACCUUCAAAGACAAGAACACCUCAGAAGGAUGAUCAAAGGGCAGAUAAUGAAGGAGAUAAGAAGAAGAAGAAACAUAAUAAAAAGAUCCUGCAAACAGUGAACCGAACAAAAAAUUACAACGGAGCAGUGAGUGAUAGCGAUGAUGAUGGUCAAUCAAACGAUGUCAACGUUGUUGAGAAAGUUGGAGGAAGCUCUGGCCGUGAAGCACAAACUAAAAAGACGGCGUCAGAGAAGAACUAUAAAGCAGCGAUCAGCGAUAGCGAAGAUGAUGAUGAUGAUGAUGAUGAACAACUCUCGUCCGUCAAGUCCAGGCUCGCUGCUCUACAACAGAGCUACAAGCAGAAGCUGAUCAGCAAAGAUCCAUCGAGCGACGGAGUGACUGAGAAAGAAACAGGUGUGUCUGGUGAGGCAGGGAGCCAGCGAGGUAAGCCAGCGGCUGAUUCAACGUGGGCGGAGCAUGGCAAGUUAGUCUUGUAUACCAGCAAAGGAGUGAGAGCAAGCAAUAAGAUUGCCGGAUUUGACCUGGAUGGAACUAUUAUUACAACAAAAUCUGGAAAGGUUUUUGCAAGAGAUGCAGAUGACUGGAGGAUUAUUUACCCUGAAGUACCAGGAAAGCUGAAGAAACUUCAUUCUGAAGGAUACAAAAUAGUGCUUUUUACCAAUCAGCUUGGAAUCGGUAAAGGGAAGCUGAAACUGACUGACUUCAAACGGAAGGUUCUUGGGGUUCAGAGUAAGAUUGGGGUCCCUCUCCAGGCUUUUAUUGCCACCAGUGGAGGGAUGUUUCGCAAACCAGUCACCGGCAUGUGGACCCGACUCUGUGACCAAAGUAAUGAUGGAAUCAAGAUACACAAAGAUUCUAGUUUUUAUGUUGGAGAUGCUGCGGGUCGACCUGUUGAUUGGGUACCAGGGAAGAAGAAAGAUUUUUCUUGCAGUGAUCGAUUGUUUGCAUUGAAUCUUGGUCUAACAUUCCAUACACCAGAGGAGUUCUUUAUGGGACGGAAGAAGAACAAAUUCAAUCUGCCAGAAUUUGACCCGAGGAAGCUGUCAUCAACUGGUCCCCUGCUGAUACCAUCUUCUGCUCAGAUUCCAGCGCAGGGACAUUCACAGGAGGUCAUUGUACUAUCAGGAUUUCCAGCUUCCGGCAAAAGCAGCUUCGUCAAGAAGCAUCUACUGCCCCACAAAUAUGUCCACAUCAACAGGGACACCAUGGGUACAUGGCAGAAGUGUGUAGCAACAACAGAGUUGGCCUUGUCCAAAGGUCAGAGUGUUGUAGUGGACAACACCAACCCAGAUCCUGAAUCCAGACAGAGAUACACAGCAUGUGCAAAGAAAGCUGGUGUCCACUGCCGAUGCUUCAUUUUUGAUGUAAGCUUUACUCAUGCGAGACACAAUGAAAAGUUUCGAGGGAUGACAGCGGCAGGGAAGAACCAUGCCACGGUCAGCGAUAUGGUGUUCCACUCCUACAAGAAGAAAUACAAAGAGCCCACACCAGCCGAAGGUUUCCAUGCCAUCGUUCAUGUCAACUUCGUAGCCUCAUUCACAGACACCAAAGAAGAAAAACUGUAUAGAAUGUUUCUAUUGGAGAAAUAGGACCCGUUUGAUGUGGGACUGCCCUAUACUUGGAAACCUAUAUGCUCCCACAACACUAUGUUGCAAAAAAAACCUGAUGAUAUUGACACGAUAGAGAAUAAGGGUGAGGGUUAGGAUUAGGGUUUCUGAUUUCCUCGAACACUUCAAACGAUACAGACACUAAACAAAACUUUUUAAGAAUUGGUACAAGAUGAAGUGCAAAGAGCCAACACCAGCCAAAGGAUUUCAUGCCAUCGUUCAUGUCAACUUUUACCCUCACUCACAGACCCCAAAGAAGAAGAGCUGUAUAGAAUGUUUCUGUUGGAGAAAUAGGACCUGUUUGAUAAUGAUAAUAAGAAAUAAUAAUAGUGACUUCUUGUAUAGCUCACAUAUCCGUCACUCAGUGACACUCCAUGCGCUUUAAUAGAUGUUAUAUUUUCAUCAGGGUCAAAGCAUUUCAAUUUUGGCUUAACACUUACACUGAUGUGUGUAAGCACUGUAUACUCAGUAUUUCCAAAGUUUUGUGUAAAAAAGAUCUUAAUCCCAAU